AUGUGGGGCGGCGAGACGCUGGAUGACUUCGCUGGCAAAAUCAGCAGCAUGGCGGCGAGCUACGCCGGGCUCGGAUCGGAUCUGGGGGACGCGGCGAUGGUGAAUAAGCUGCUGGACUGCGUUUCGGAUCGCUUGUACGCGGCGGUCGCCGGGAUGGAGCAGUUCUGCGACCUAUCGACGCUGCUCUUCGAGGACGCGCUCGGGCGCCUGAAGGCGUUCGAGGAGCGACUGCGUCGUCGUGGACAGGCAGGCGGCGAGCGCGCGGACGGGCAGCUGAUGUACACGGCAGCGCAGUGGCGAGCGCGGGAGCGGCGCCGAGGCGGUCCUCACGACGACGACGACGGCGCGCGCAGCGAGGCGUCAGGCUUCGGCGGCAACAGAAAGGGUCGGUGCUACAAGUGCGGUGAGCGGGGGCACUUCAAACGUGACUGCCCGUAG
Aegilops tauschii subsp. strangulata is the source of this 438-nucleotide messenger RNA. RefSeq lists its product as uncharacterized. Lineage: Eukaryota; Viridiplantae; Streptophyta; Magnoliopsida; Poales; Poaceae. Gene Ontology annotation, molecular function: zinc ion binding; nucleic acid binding. The record is from RefSeq and is a predicted model, not a curated record.